GCUGCCAGUGUAUGUGCCCAACUUUGAAGACUUCAUAGGAAAAUUCAGUGGUGAAAGAGGAGGAGUAGGGGUGGAGCACUGGUUUCGAGAAUUUGAACAAGUAUGUAGCUUGUACACACUAAACGACCAGCUGAAAUUUUUCUGUAUGCGCCGCCUGCUCUCCGACACCGCAGCCAUUUUUGCUAAAACCUCAGGCGCAUGCACCUAUGAGACACUGAAAGCUGACCUUAUUAGUACUUUCACAUCAAAAACAUCAUUAGAAGAAGUGUUUCAAAAACUAAGGGCACGACAUCUCUCGCAACAUGAAAGCAUAACAAGGUAUGUGUUGGAAAUGCAGCAAAUAGCAGGCACCGUAAUUCCAGAGGAAGACUUGGUCAAUAUUAUAAUUGACGGAAUCGAUGAUCCUAUUAAUACGUCAUCCAUACGUUUCGCUGCAAAAUCACUCGAGCACCUCAAAAUCCUGCUAAAAAAAUACGACACUUUUCGCCAAACUCGUGGCGUGACUCCUACACCAGCACCGUUACGCACUAAAACCCCAGCCCCACCCCGCAGCACUGGCCCCUCGCGUCAAUGGGCGCAGAACAACAAUAAUGAACCGGCCAGAUGCUUUAACUGUUCUCAAUUCGGCCAUUAUCAAAGUGCUUGCCCAAUGCCACGCCGCCCCAAGGGAUCCUGUUUUAAAUGCCACCAAAUGGGACAUACACAUCGAGAGUGCCGAAACUUCCAGCCCGUUACGACUGCUGCGGUGCACCAUCUGGGUUCCCAUGGAUUUGAUGAAGAAACUGCUGACCAAAUACUGCUUAGCGAAAUUGAAACGCCGACCCAAACGGAUAAUUAGUGACCGAGGUACCUGCUUCACGUCCAACCAGUUCGAAAAUUUCCUUAAAUCAAAUGAGGUACAGCAUGUACUCAACGCUACUGGUUCACCACAAGCAAACGGACAAGUCGAAAGGGUUAACCGCGUACUUCGACCCAUCCUCAGCAAACUUUCGGACUCUUAUGAUCAUGAUGAUUGGAAUUUGCAUUUACUGGAUGCUGAAUAUGCGUUGAAUAAUUCAGAGCACGCCAGUACGAAGUUUUCACCCUCAGUUCUCCUGUUUGGUAUUGAACAACGGGGUCAUUUAAUUGAUGAACUAACGGAGUUUUUAGACGAGCGUCGUGGAAGUACACGAAAUAAUUUAAGCGACAUUCGGGCUGAAGCAUCGGCAAAUAUAAUUAAAUCUCAGCUUACCAAUGAGGCAUAUUUUCGUAAAAAUCAUAAACCAGCAGCUAAAUAUGAAGUUGGAGAUUAUGUAGUAAUGCGGAACAUUGAUAGCAGCACUCAGCAGAAUAAGAAGUUGAUUCCUAAAUAUAAAGGUCCGUACAUAGUCCAUAAAGUAUUGCCUAACGAUCGCUAUGUCAUUAGGGACAUUGAGGGCUGUCCAAUAACUCAGAUGCCAUAUGAUGGCGUAUUAGAAUCCUACAAGUUGAAGAAAUGGAGUGAGCCGUAAGAAACCGUUGAGGAAAUUUGAAUUACUAAUAUAUUUACACAUAAAUUGAGGUCAAUUUAAGUGUCAGGAUAGCCGAGCUGUAGACAUCUGGUAGAUAAUAAAUACCUUUUAUCUGUAAGCACCUUGCAUUAUGCAAGAACCAUAUUUGUAAGCACCUUGUAUGUGCAAACACCUUCUAUUUUGUAAGCACCUUGAAGUUGUAUGUGAAUUAUAAGAAUCGUGGUAAUAAAAUCCGUGCCGGAACGGCCUUCUGAAGCCAUCCGCCGAACGAACUGGACGUU
Molecule: messenger RNA, 1771 nt
Organism: Anopheles merus
Lineage: Eukaryota; Metazoa; Arthropoda; Insecta; Diptera; Culicidae
Exons: 2
Coding region: 591-1490 (299 amino acids)
Biological process (GO): DNA integration
Molecular function (GO): nucleic acid binding
Source: RefSeq, a predicted model, not a curated record